AUGUUGUCCUCAGAUCCUCAGUGGUUCCGCGCUGUGCUGGUGGAGCAAGUGUCCGGCGCCGGUGGACAGCAGCUGUCGCUCCUGUACGUGGACUUCGGGAACAUCGACACCAUUGACGUUUCUCAAGUUAGGAAGAUGCUCCCCGACUUCGUGAGUGGAGUGCCUGCGCUGGUUAACUCCUUGGAAAUACGAAAUUUCCCCAAUAACCCGUCGGAAGACCAGCUAAGGAACGCCCUGGAACACCUGCAAUUGACUGAGGAUGGCCGCGGCACUCUACGCUUCACCCGCUGCGUGAAAGAGCAUGACGGUCUGUACACUGUCGACGCGCCUGCCUUGAUCACCGCCAUGAAUAGCACCUAAGUGCUUAUAUUUAAACUUUUGACAAGUUAGAUUUUAUCUUUCGCCAUGUUGUAGCAUUUAAAACAUUUCGACGCCUCCUACGUAAAGUA
Messenger RNA from Hyposmocoma kahamanoa, 449 nucleotides. RefSeq lists its product as uncharacterized. The transcript is spliced from 2 exons. The coding region runs from base 1 to 360 and encodes 119 amino acids. NCBI's taxonomy places the organism in Eukaryota, Metazoa, Arthropoda, Insecta, Lepidoptera, Cosmopterigidae. The record is from RefSeq and is a predicted model, not a curated record.